Molecule: messenger RNA, 1423 nt
Organism: Paramormyrops kingsleyae
Lineage: Eukaryota; Metazoa; Chordata; Actinopteri; Osteoglossiformes; Mormyridae
Product: olfactory receptor class A-like protein 4
Biological process (GO): G protein-coupled receptor signaling pathway
Cellular component (GO): membrane
Molecular function (GO): G protein-coupled receptor activity
Source: RefSeq, a predicted model, not a curated record
UUUUAGCUGAAAAUUUGAAUACAUGUGAAAUUUGAUGCCUUACACAGCAGUUAUUGCCGCUGCUCCUCCGUAUCUAAGAUUUCUCCUCCAGAUAUGAUGACCAGGGCGGCGCUCUACACCAUCAUGGUGAUCUUCGGCAUUCUGGGAAACGGCCUAGUGAUCGGGGUGGUCGGGGAGAGCGUGCUGCGGGACAGCGGCCGGGGAGCCAGCUCCGAUAUCAUCUUGGUCAACAUGGCGCUGUCCAACCUGCUGGUGUCCUUGGUGAGGAACGUACCGCUGAUGCUGGCCGACUCGGGACUCCAGCUCUAUUUAUCCAUGGAGUGGUGUCGUCUCUUCAUGUGCGUGUGGGUGUGGCUCCGUGCCGCCAACGUGUGGUCAACGUUUUUCCUGAGCGCGUUCCACCACCACACGCUUCACCGCCUGGGGCCCCGUCAGACCGGCCCCCGGGGGCCCCCGGGACCUCUGCUGCUGGGCAUCGGCCUUAUUUGGGCCCUAAACCUGCUCUACUCUGUUCCCGCUUACAUCUACUCCAAGAGGGGAGACAAAAACAGCACUGAGAUGUUAAUGAUGGUCAGCACCACCACACGCCCCCUACUGGGCUGCAUGUGGAACUUCCCGGAUCCAUACCGGGGUCUGAUUUACUCUACCGUCUCUCUGCUGAUCCAUGAGAUACUUCCUAUCGUUCUGAUGUCCGUCACAAACGUGAGCACUCUCUACAAGCUGUAUGGACACGGGCGCAGGCGUUUGGGAGGGAAUGCCGUGGAGGACGCCCUGGGGGCGCGCAGGAUCCCUGCCGAGAGGAGGGCAGCCAAGGUCAUCAUGGCUCUAAUCAUUCUCUUCACCUUGUCCUGGGGCACCAGCAUCAUCUCAAACAACAACAUCAACUUCAACGGUGGCCAGUCGGCGGACGCCCUCCGGGUGGUUGCCCGUUUCGCCAACUCGGCCUUCAUCGCCCUCUCGCCCGUGGUGCUGACCUUUGGCCAUCGCCGUAUGCGGGCUGUGGUGAAGGCCAUGCUGUCCCCAUGACCUCCCCAGGGCCUCGCAUGACCUCCCCAGGGCCUCGCAGGACCUCCCUCGUGGAUAGACAUGUACUGCUGCUCAUGACAUCUGAUCAUUGGAUGCUUCCCUGUUAUAACCAACUUGUUACAGCCAAUCAGAAUAAGACCUUACAUGUUUCACUCUCUGCCUACUGUUGGUGAAACACACCGAAUUACUCAUGGAUAUGGGUUUAGUAGGUGUGUUGGAUUUUAAUGGUCUUACGACAAAUGAAAUAAUCCAUGCAGAGAGAGACUGGGCCCCAGUAAGGCUCCAUUUUCUCAUGCCAGUCGUCUGCUAAGCUGCUUGAAUCUGACCAAAGAUGUGUUGCUCCUCUGUGGUGAUGUAGGUUACUGCAGUUUGUCCUUGGCAACAUGACACCGUGUGC